AUGGAUUCAAAGUUCAUUUCCAUUGAACUUGAGAAGUAUGUACGAGAGGACCUAACCCGAUCUAUAAAGGACCUACGUAGUAUUCUACAUGCGAAGCACAGGCAUGAUAUAACUAUGUACAAGGUUUGGGAAGCUAAACAGAAGGCAGUUAUGCAUAUUUACGAGGAUUUUGAUAAGUCGUACGCGGAAUUGCCACGGUUUCUAGCGGCAUUGUCCGAUGCAGAUCCAGACACUAUAACCACGUUAAAGUGCGACCCCCGUGUCCCGAGGACUUGUAUAUUCAACUCCACGUUUUGGGCUUUUGGUCUGUGUAUUAAAGGUUUCAGGCAUUGCAGGCCGGUGAUAAGCAUAGAUGCAACGCACCUCUAUGGCAAGUACAAAGGAAAGCUGUUGAUAGCAAUGGCAACAGAUGGUAACAACGAGGUUUAUCCACUUGCAUUUGCCGUUGUUGAAAGCGAGGGCACGGAGUCCUGGGAAUGGUUCUUGGCAUGCCUGCUGACCUAUGUUACGGACUGGACCAAUUUGUGUAUAAUAUCCGAUAGGCAUUGUGGGAUACAAUCAUGCUUCGAUGACACUGAACAUAGGGGCUACUUGCAACCGCCCUUAGUCCAUCACCGGUAUUGCCUCUACCAUUUAGUAAGCAAUGUUAACACUAACUUCAAUAGUGUGGCGUUGAAGAACUUGGUAUGGAAGGCAGCAACUACAAAUCAAGUUAGGAAGUUUGAAAACACCAUGGAUUGCAUCAAGAAUGUCAACCCGGAUGCGUAUAACUAUCUUAAAGAGGUAGCUCAAGAAAAGUGGACACUUGUACAUGACCAUAGGCACCGAUAUGGGGCAAUGACAACCAACCUGUCAGAGUGCUUCAAUGGGGUACUUAAGGGCGCACAUAGCUUGCCCAUAACUGCAAUGGUUCAGUUCACAUUUUACAAGGUGAACUCGUACUUUGACGAUCAUCGAAACAAAACACUAGAGCAAUUAGAAGAGGGGCAAGAGUGGUGCAAAUAUGCCUAUGACAAGUUUGAGGCAAAUCAAGAGAAGGCGAAGUUCCAUAUGGUUAGAAGGAUGAGCGCGCAACAGUGCUUAUAUACAGUGGAGACACAGUCUUCACUGUUGAACACUGGUGGGGAAGCUCACACCCAUAGGGUUUCCCUCAUGGACAGGACAUGCACGUGUGGGAAAUGGGAAGCAAACAAGAUCCCUUGUUCACACUUGAUAGCAUUUUGUGCCAAGUACAAGCACAAUGCCACGGAGUUUAUGGAUCAUUUCUAUCGAGUGGAAGAACGGUAUCAUAGCUAUGAGCUGAUAUUCCAACCACUGAAAGAUAGGUUAGAAUGGCCAGAGCCGCAAGAAAGGAGAAUAGUGAUGCAAAACCCAAGGUUGAUCCGUGAGAAAGGUCGGCCUAAGUCCACAAGAAUCCAUAAUGAGAUGGAUGACGAGGAUAGGGAGUUGCCAACCUCGUUGUGGAUUGAGAACGGACCAAAGUCGAAGUGUGGGUUGUGUCGCCAAAAGGGUCAUAACCGUCGUUGA
Molecule: messenger RNA, 1527 nt
Organism: Quercus lobata
Lineage: Eukaryota; Viridiplantae; Streptophyta; Magnoliopsida; Fagales; Fagaceae
Exons: 1
Coding region: 1-1527 (508 amino acids)
Molecular function (GO): zinc ion binding
Source: RefSeq, a predicted model, not a curated record